Molecule: messenger RNA, 738 nt
Organism: Chara braunii
Lineage: Eukaryota; Viridiplantae; Streptophyta; Charophyceae; Charales; Characeae
Source: the annotation of a GenBank genome assembly
CGACAAUAGUUGAACGGCCUUUUCAAAGGGAUAGCAUGGAUACUACCGAUAUUGUGGUGCCCCCUAGACCUAAUAGUUCUCAUGGACGAGUUCCCCCUCGACAUCAUAUCACAGUGCGACGAAAGCCCGGUGCCGCACGUCCUUCCGCGAAGCUUGACGCCGUAUCUACAGUUGUCGGCCUGUCUGGAGGAGAGAGGGGGAAGUGGCAGCUACCCGUCGCGAUUGGAGUACCUGAAUCCCCGGGGAAUCAUCGACAUCCUUUUUUUCCAGCCCCGGGCAGUGUCUGAAGACGAGGCGAUAGCAGUAGAGGAGGAAGAAGAAGAGGACGAGGAGGAAGAAACCCCGGACGAAGGGAGUUAUAGCGAGCACAACGAGGAGGAGCCAAGCGGAGAAGAAGAAGAAGAAGAAGAAGAUGAGGAGGAGAAAGAGGAAGGAUUUGAGUGGGAAAGUCUGGGUGAGGAGGCGGACCGCGCAGAGGUCCAGGAAGAAGAUCCCGAGGUGGUAGCGCGACGGAGAGAAGAAAUCGCGGCCGGGAAGCAGCUGCUGGAGUACGUGAGCGGCUCGGAUCUACCAAUCCCAUACGAUCCGACCAAGGACCCCGAGCCACCCAGGAUCGACGAUGGGGACCCUGCUGCCGAGACUUCGAGCGCACUGGCACGGAGACGAUGAAGCCGAUCCCCCUCCCCCUCCACCCGUCCCCCAGUUCGUACACGUACCAAUGCGGGGCAUCGGGCUUCG